Uncinocarpus reesii 1704 is the source of this 3171-nucleotide messenger RNA. RefSeq names its product isoleucyl-tRNA synthetase. NCBI's taxonomy places the organism in Eukaryota, Fungi, Ascomycota, Eurotiomycetes, Onygenales, Onygenaceae. The transcript has a single exon. Gene Ontology annotation, molecular function: ATP binding; isoleucine-tRNA ligase activity; tRNA binding. The record is from RefSeq and is a predicted model, not a curated record. Bases 1 to 3171 code for a protein of 1056 amino acids. Gene Ontology annotation, biological process: isoleucyl-tRNA aminoacylation.
AUGUCGAUCGAUUUCCCCAAAGAAGAGGAGGCUGUCCUCAAACGCUGGAAGGAAAUCGGCGCUUUCGAACGUCAAGUUGAGCUAUCUCGCGGUAGAAAGCCCUAUACCUUCUACGAUGGACCUCCCUUCGCGACUGGCCUACCCCACUAUGGCCAUCUGCUGGCCUCGACAAUCAAAGACAUUAUUCCUAGAUAUUGGUCGAUGAAAGGCCACUACGUCGAGAGGCGAUUUGGCUGGGAUACACACGGGGUGCCGAUUGAAUAUGAGAUUGACAAAUCCCUGGGAAUGUCCGGAUCCGAGGCAGUCGAAAAACUCGGUCUUGCGGAAUACAAUGCCAAAUGCAGGGCAAUUGUUAUGAGAUAUGCUUCGGAAUGGAGGCAGACGAUUGAUAGGCUUGGCCGUUGGAUUGAUUUUGAUAAUGAUUAUAAGGUGAAUUAUCCCGAUACCAUGCUUUUCCAUCACCAUGCAACUAACACGCUCAAGACAAUGGAUACCACUUACAUGGAAUCUGAGUGGUGGAUCUUCAAAAAGCUAUACGAUAAAGGACUGGUUUACCGCGGAUAUAGAGUCAUGCCAUUCUCUACAGCCUUAAAUACACCAUUGAGCAACUUCGAAGCAUCGCAGAAUUAUCAGGACGUCCAGGAUCCCGCCAUUGUCGUCUCGUUUCCCCUUAUUGAUGACCCCCAGACCAACUUAUUAGCAUGGACAACUACACCGUGGACCCUUCCAUCGCAUCUUGGACUUGCGGCGCACCCGGAUUUUGAGUAUAUCAAGAUCCAUGACGAACAGUCAGGCAAGGAUUAUAUCCUAUUGGAGGCAUUGCUGGGAACCCUUUAUAAGAACCCGAAAAAAGCGAAAUUCAAGAUCCUAGACAGGUUUAAGGGUUCAACGAUGGAGGGAUGGAAAUACACACCCCCGUUUGACUAUUUUUAUGACAAAUUCAAAGAUAUCGCCUUCAGGGUAUUGAUGGCCACCUAUGUCACAGCAGACAGCGGUGUUGGGAUAGUUCACCAGGCGCCUGCUUUUGGUGAAGAAGAUUAUAAUGUUGCCCUAAAAGCAGGCAUCAUCACGGACCGGAAAUUACCACCCAAUCCAGUCGAUAACCGCGGAUGCUUUACCUCUGAGGUUCGCGAUUUUGCUGGAGUUCAUGUAAAGACAGCAGAUAAGGCAAUCAUCAAACAUCUAAAAGAAGCGGGCCGUAUUGUUGUCGACAGUCAGAUCACCCAUAGCUACCCCUUUUGCUGGCGAUCUGAUACCCCAUUGAUCUACAAGGCAGUUCCAGCUUGGUUUGUGAAAAUUGGGCCUAUAAUCCCCGAUAUGCUCAAAGGGAUUGAAGAUUCGUAUUGGGUGCCAUCUUUUGUGAAAGAUAGGCGAUUCGCCAGUUGGAUUUCAAACGCCAGGGACUGGAACAUUUCAAGAAACCGUUUCUGGGGCACCCCCAUCCCUCUUUGGGUCAGCGAGGAUUAUGAAGAGAUCGUCCCUAUUGGAAGUGUAGAAGAAUUAAAGGAACUGAGUGGUUAUACUGGGGAACUGACGGAUCUCCACCGUGACAAGAUCGACCAUAUCACCAUUCCAAGCCGGCAGGGAAAAGGUGUGCUUCGCCGGGUCGAAGAGAUCUUUGAUUGCUGGUUUGAGUCUGGGAGCAUGCCCUAUGCCUCUCAACAUUACCCUUUCGAAAAUGCAGACGAGUUUCAUGCUUCUUUCCCUGGUGACUUCAUCGCGGAGGGGCUAGACCAAACACGUGGCUGGUUCUACACACUUACAGUCCUAGGUAUCCAUUUGUUUGGAAAGCUGCCAUUCAAAAACUGUGUUGUAAACGGAAUCGUUCUUGCAGAAGAUGGAAAGAAGAUGUCCAAGAGAUUGAAGAAUUAUCCCGACCCUACCUUGAUCAUGGAUCGGUAUGGGUCGGACGCUCUUCGAUUGUACCUCAUUAAUUCUCCCGUGGUACGCGCUGAGCCUCUGAGGUUUAGAGAAGUGGGUGUUAAGGAAGUUGUGGCGAAGGUCCUUCUUCCUCUGUGGAACAGUUAUAAAUUUUUCGACGGCCAAGUUGUACUUCUGAAGAAGGUCGAAAACCUCGAUUACGUCUUCGACCCAUCCAUGGAAGCGACCAACACAAACGUCAUGGAUCGAUGGAUCCUAGCGAGUUGCCAAAGCCUUCUUAAAUUUGUCAAUGAGGAGAUGGCCGGGUAUCGACUUUAUACUGUUGUCCCGCGACUUCUAGAGUUGAUUGAUAACACAACGAACUGGUACAUCAGGUUUAACCGUAGACGCCUGAAGGGCGAACUCGGUUUGGAGGAUACGAAACACGCGCUUAACACGCUCUUCGAAGUGUUGUAUACUCUAGUUCGUGGACUUGCGCCUUUCACCCCAUUUGUUACCGAUACCAUCUACCAUCGCCUCCUUCCUCACAUUCCUAAGUCGCUCCAAGGAGAGGACAACCGUUCAGUUCACUUUUUGCCUUUCCCAGAGGUUAGAGAAGAGCUGUUCGACGAAGUUGUGGAGAGGCGGGUCGCGCGGAUGCAGCGAGUGAUUGAACUUGCUCGCGUCUCGCGUGAACGCCGGUCAAUUGGUCUUAAAACGCCACUGAAAACCCUCGUGGUUGUCCACCAAGAUCCUCAAUACCUCGACGAUGUGCGGUCACUUGAGCAAUAUAUUGUCGAAGAACUCAAUGUCCGCGAUCUCGUUCUCUCAUCUGACGAAGCAAAAUACAAUGUCCAAUAUAGGGCCACAGCUGAUUGGCCUGUUCUUGGCAAGAAGCUGAAAAAGGAUGUGCAAAAGGUGAAAAAGGCGUUACCACUACUCUCGAGCGAGGAUGUUAAAAGCUAUGUUCUUAAUGGAAAGAUGUUAGUUGAUGGAAUUGAACUCAGCAAGGGUGAUUUGGUGGUUAAACGAGGUUUGAAAGAGGAUGAUACCUCUUCAAACUUCGAGACUAAUACCGAUGACGAUGUUCUCAUUAUCCUUGAUGUCGCUUUGUACCCUGAGCUUGCCCAUGAAGGCUUGACCAGAGAAAUUGUCAACCGCGUUCAAAGGCUCCGAAAGAAGGCUGGACUGGUUCCUACGGAUGACGUCAAGAUGGAAUACCGUGUUCUUUCCGACCCGAUAGUGUUGGGAUCAGUGAGUGUUUGGAAACACAGGCGGAGAGUAUCGAAAAGCACUGCGCAGACCAGUUGA